Messenger RNA from Nematolebias whitei (Rio pearlfish), 4030 nucleotides. It is a transcript of the gene fer, whose product is annotated as fer (fps/fes related) tyrosine kinase. The transcript has 20 exons. Gene Ontology annotation, molecular function: ATP binding; non-membrane spanning protein tyrosine kinase activity. Gene Ontology annotation, biological process: regulation of mast cell degranulation; chemotaxis; cell adhesion. Bases 242 to 2719 code for a protein of 825 amino acids. Lineage: Eukaryota; Metazoa; Chordata; Actinopteri; Cyprinodontiformes; Rivulidae. The record is from RefSeq and is a predicted model, not a curated record.
CGUUUCCCGCGGAAGCCCCUCCCUGUUAGCUGCUAGCUCCGAAGCCGGACGGCAGGAGGAGAAACCGGGAAACGGAGGAGAAAAACACCGAAAAGAGGGUGACAUGAGUCCAGAGGCGGGUCGCAGAGAACCGCGGUGACCAUUUAGCCACUUGACCGCCGGAAAAAAAAGGUUUCAGCCGACCAUGCAAUUACCCGCCUGUCAUCAGGACCACUGUUAGAGACAGGCACACUGUUUCAAAAUGGGCUUCGGUCGGGAUCUCACCAAUUCCCACGAGGGGCUGCUGAAGCUGCAGGACUGGGAGAUAAAGCUGCUGGAGACAGUAAAGCGCUUCAUGACGCUGCGGGUGAAAAGCGAUAAAGAAUAUGCUGCCUUGCUGCUCAGCAUGACUCAGCAAACAGAGAAACAGGAAGCUGCUGACUAUGUCAGCACAGUCAGCAAGUCGUGGUCUCAGGUGAUCCAUCAGACGGAGGUGUUGGGUCGCAUCAUGAAAAGUCAUGCCGAUGAUCUGAACUCUGGUCCGCUUCACCGCCUUGCCACACUCAUCCGAGACAAGCAACAGGUGAAGAAAAGCUACCAGGGUCUUCAUCAGCAGCUGGAGACCCUCAACCACAAGGUAACCAAAAGUGAGCUUGAGAAGCUGAAGACUACAUAUCGUCAGCUGAGCCGUGAUGCCAACAACGCCAAAGAAAAGUACCGUGAGGCUCUGGCCAAAGGCCGUGAGGCUGAGCGUGCUCGGGACCGUUACGACAAAGCUACAGCGAAGCUUCACAACGUUCAUAAUCAGUAUGUGUUGGCAGUGUGCGGUGCCCGAAUGCAUCAGGAUGAACAUCGACGUCACGCAGUACCGGCGCUGCUUGACGCGCUGCAGAGGAUACAGGAGGACAUGAUACUGGCGCUUAAAAGUAUCGUGGAGGAGUAUUGUGAGAUCAGCAGCCUGCUGACAGAGGAGGUAGUUUUAGUCCAUCAAGAGAUUUCAGCGGCGGUUCAGCAGAUCGACCCGCUUACAGAGUACCAACACUUUAUUGAUGCUUACAGGACUCCAGAGAUGCCAGAGGCAAACGUGGAUUUUGAUGCAUCCCUCUUGGAGGACACGGACAACAUCCCAGCUAAUGAGAUCAUGUGGAACACCCUAACGGCUGAAAGCCUUCAGGCCACGUUGUCGUCGACCACAGUAGAGCUGGCACUGACUCAGCAGAACCUGAAGUUAAAGGAAGACUUAGCUGAUGACCUGGAGUCCAGAAUCCAGACGGGUCAGCAGAGUGUGGAGAAGAGGAGCGACUGUGUCCUGCUGCUCCGUCAAAAACUGUCCCUUCUCGAGCUUCGUCAUACUGUCCAAUCACUGCGCAGCUCUGAGGCUCGCCUUUUAUCUCAGAAGGCUCUGCUGGAUGCUAAGAUGGCUGCGGCAGUAGCUUCUCCACCACCGCCAGCUUUCCAGGCACUUCAAUAUGAGGACGACACCCGAUCCAUUGGAUCGGCUGACAAGACAAAAGAGAAGACCUCUCGAUUUGAUACCCUGCGUCACUCUCUGGCUGGAAUGAUCCGAGCUCCUAAAGCCAUGGUGGGCUCAUCUACUUCGCAGUUUUUUGAGGUCAUUCCUACAUCAGAACGCCCCCUUGCGGAGCAGGAGUGGUACCACGGUGCCAUUCCCCGCACUGAGGCUCAGGAGUUACUACGGCAACAAGGAGACUUCCUGGUCAGGGAGAGUCACGGUAAACCGGGCGAGUACGUCCUGUCAGUGUUUUCUGACGACCAGAGACGGCACUUUAUCAUCCAAUAUGCCGAUAAUCAGUUCCGUUUUGAGGGGACAGGCUUCUCGACCAUCCCUCAGCUUAUUGAGCAUCACUUCUCCACCAAACAGGUCAUCACCAAGAAGUCUGGGGUUGUGCUGCUCAACCCUGUUGUCAAGGACAAGAAAUGGAUCUUGAACCAUGAGGAUGUGGUGCUAGGCGAGCUGCUUGGAAAGGGUAACUUUGGUGAGGUCUUCAAAGGAACCUUGCUGCGCGACAAAACUCCAGUCGCUGUUAAAACUUGUAAAGAAGAUUUACCUCCAGAGCUAAAGAUCCGCUUCCUGUCUGAGGCCAGAAUCCUGAAGCAGUAUGAUCAUCCCAAUAUUGUGAAGCUGAUUGGUGUUUGUACACAGCGGCAGCCGAUCUACAUAGUCAUGGAGCUUGUUCCAGGUGGAGACUUCCUUUCCUUUCUAAGAAAGAAGAAAGAUGAACUGAAAACUAAGCAGCUUCUUCGCUUUGCAGUAGAUGCUGCUGCUGGCAUGUCAUACCUGGAGAGUAAAAACUGCAUCCACAGGGACCUGGCGGCGAGGAACUGUCUAGUUGGAGACAACAGUGUGUUGAAGAUCAGUGAUUUUGGGAUGAGUAGACAGGAAGACGAUGGAGUUUAUUCUUCCUCUGGUCUCAAACAGAUUCCCAUUAAAUGGACCGCACCUGAGGCUCUGAACUAUGGACGUUAUAGCUCAGAGAGUGAUGUGUGGAGUUAUGGCAUCCUGCUGUGGGAAACCUUCAGUCUGGGGGUGUGUCCUUAUCCAGGAAUGACCAAUCAACAGGCGCGGGAACAGGUGGAGAAAGGUUACAGGAUGACAUGUCCUCAGCGUUGUCCUGACGAGGUAUACAAAGUGAUGCAGCGCUGCUGGCAGUACAACCCAGAGGACCGACCCAAGUUCUUGGAGCUGCAGCGAGACCUGGCUGCUAUUAAGAAGAAAUAAACUCAAAACGCCAUCAACAGCCUUUCUUUCUGUCUGGGAGAAGUGGGCAGGUUCUGAGUCUGACUGGACAGGAAGUAAAAUCAUAUUUGAAGUCUUCCUUUCUGUCACACCUACAACAGCUACCUGUGUGGUGUUAUACAAAUGUGCAGGUGUGUACUCACCUCAUAGACUGGAAACUUACGGCAAACCAACACUGGUAAACCAACAUUGUGGUAAACCAAUGCCAAGGUGUAAAUCUAAGGUAAACGAACACUAAAGGUAGUAAACCAACAAAGUGUCAAAAACCAGUGGUACACCAACGCUAAGGAGGCAAACUUGGCAAACCAACGGUAAACCAAUGCUAAGGAGGCAAACCAACGGUAAACCAACGCUAAGGAGGCACACCAAUGCUAAGAUGGCAAACACGUUAAACCAUUGCUAAGGUGGAACACCGACGCUAAGAUGGCAAACCAACGUUAAACCAACCCUAAGGAGGCAAACAAACUAAACCAAUGCUAAGAUGGCACACCGACACUAAGGUGGCAAACACUAAGGAAUCCAACUAAUGCUAAUGUGGCAAACCAAUGAUAAACAAAUGCUAAAGUGGUAAACAAACACUUAAGCUGGCAAAUCAAUGGUACACCAACGCUAAGGAGACAAACCAACACUAUGGUGGCAAACCAACGUGAAACCAGUGCCAAGGUGGUAAACCAACACUAAAGUGGCAAGCAUGAUAAACCAACUCUAGGGUGGUACACCAAUGAAAAUAUGGCAUACCAAUGCUAAGGUGGCAAAGUAAGGUGGUACACACGUUAUACCAAGGCUAAAGUGGCACACCACAGCUACGAUGGAAAACCAACACUAAAGGUAAACUAAUGCUAAUGUGGCAAACUAAUGCUAAUGUGGCAAACCAUUGAGAAACCAAUGCUAAGGUGGUAAAUCAAUGCUAUGGUGGUCGACCCACGUUAAGGUUGCAAACUAAUGCUAUUGUUGAAAACCACUGCUAUCGUGGAAAAUUAAAAAAAAGUUUCUCAAAAUGUAUUUUUCAUUUGUUUACACAUUUUUUGUGGAUAAACAAUUUGAAAAUCACAUUAGUUAUGGACCCCAUCCCCCCCGCACUCCUGGACUCAAAUCAUGGAAACAUAUUUAUGUAAAGCUCCACCCCCUACAUUAUGGCACUAAUGUUUUUGUCAAGGCCCAAAGAGCUUUUUUUUACUUUUAUUUAUCAUAAAUUUAUACAUUUUAUGACGAGCAGCUGCCAGUUGUUUCAGGCCACACCCACUCUGCCACAGAAAGUAGUUUUUGACUUGGUUUAGUUUAUAUUAAAUAUUU